Molecule: messenger RNA, 375 nt
Organism: Syzygium oleosum
Lineage: Eukaryota; Viridiplantae; Streptophyta; Magnoliopsida; Myrtales; Myrtaceae
Exons: 1
Coding region: 1-375 (124 amino acids)
Source: RefSeq, a predicted model, not a curated record
AUGGAUAACUGGCCGUUGCUCGGCCGCCUGAGAAGAGCAGUCCACAAGGUGAGAUUCCUAUUGAAUUUCGACCUCCACCGGUGGAUUCUCUCCUCCGGGACGCGCCGCCCUUCGAGCAAGCGGCUCCUGAGCUUCAGCGACCGCCCCGGGUUGAGGGCAUGCACAUCGAUGGACGAUAAAGAGUACGAAGGCUUGCCAGGCUCUUCGAGAGGGUUGGGGCUUCAGAGAACGAUAAGUUAUCCCUCCGAGGACGAUAUCGACAAGAGAGCCGAUAUGUUCAUCGCUAAUUUCCAUCGCCAACUUCAGCUGGAGAGACAGAUUUCUAUGGAGCUUCGCUAUUGCCGGGGGAAUAGCUUCCAGUCGAGGUCGCCGUGA